Fraxinus pennsylvanica is the source of this 2418-nucleotide messenger RNA. The record is from the annotation of a GenBank genome assembly. NCBI's taxonomy places the organism in Eukaryota, Viridiplantae, Streptophyta, Magnoliopsida, Lamiales, Oleaceae.
AUGGGAAUACCAUCAUUCUACCGAUGGCUAAUCGACAGAUAUCCACGUUCGGUUGUUGAAGUGAUAGAAGAUUCUCUGUCAUUUGUUAAUGGUGUCAAGGUCCCUGUGGAUACCACGAAGCCGAAUCCCAAUGGCUUUGAAUUCGACAAUCUCUACCUUGACAUGAAUGGCAUUAUCCAUCCCUGCUUCCAUCCAGAAGACAUGAAAAUGCCGGAAACUUAUGAUGAAGUAUUCAGGGCGGUAUUUAAGUACCUUGAUCGAAUUUUUACUGUGAUUAGGCCACGAAAACUUCUUUACAUGGCAAUCGAUGGUGUUGCACCGAGGGCUAAGAUGAAUCAGCAGCGAGCAAGACGAUUCAGAGCUGCUACAGAAAUAACCGAUGAAACUUCUCAAAUGGAGAAACCGAGAGGAGACCUUGAACUGGAAGGAAAUAACAUGGGAAAGCAAAAGCUCGAUUCAAAUGUAAUAACGCCUGGAACCGAAUUCAUGGAAUUGUUGUCUGAUGCGCUUCAGUAUUAUAUACAUUGGAGGACGAACCACGAUCCUGGUUGGCAAACAAUCAAGGUAAUCCUUUCGGAUGCUAGUGUGCCUGGUGAAGGUGAACACAAGAUAAUGUCUUAUAUCCGCUUACAACGAAAUCUUCCAGGAUUUGAUCCAAAUACCCGACAUUGUCUGUAUGGAUUGGAUGCAGAUUUAAUCAUGCUUGCUUUGGCUACCCACGAAGUGCACUUCUCAGUUUUAAGAGAGUCUGACGUUCAGAAAGCACCAGAUAAUCACAAAGGUCCAAAAUGGAAGACUGAUGGAAGUGGUGAGGGUCUUGAUGACUUCAUAUCAAGACAGAAGUUUCAGUUUCUCAAUGUAUGGGUACUCAGAGAAUAUCUGGAGGAAAGCCUGAGAAUACCAGAUCCAUCCAUCGAAGUAAACCUCGAGCGAUUGAUAGAUGAUUUUGUUUUCAUGUGUCUAUUUAUUGGAAAUGACUUUCUACCUCAUGUGCCAUCAUUGGAGAUACAAGAGGGGGCCAUCGAUUUGCUCAUAACUGUCUACAAGAAUGAAUUUGUUCGAAUGGGUGGCUAUCUUACUGAUUCUUUUGAGGUCAAUCUGGAACGAGUGGAGCACUUUGUACGAGCCAUUGGUACCCAUGAGAAUGCCAUCUUUAGGAAACGAAGACGGGAGCAAAUGAGAUGGAAGAUGCACGCAGGACGAGCUCCAGCCAAUGGCAAUUCUGGUGGAAAAGGGAUUCAGAUAUUUCCGGUUGACGUAAAUGCCAAGACCAGAUUUGUGGAAGACAAGGUCAAUCUAGGAGAAGAGGGUUGGAAGGAGAGAUACUAUACGGAAAAAUUUAAAGCUUUAACUGAUGAUGACCAUCAGAGAGUUAAAAGACAUGCUGUCUUGAAAUAUGUUGAAGGGAUUUGUUGGUUCAUGCGUUAUUACUACCAAGGAGUAUGCUCCUGGCAAUGGUUUUAUCCUUAUCACUAUGCUCCAUUUGCUUCUGACUUCCACAAUCUUAGUGAGCUAGAAGUCAAUUUUACACUCGGAAAACCCUUUAAGCCCUUCAACCAAUUAAUGGGUGUCCUGCCUGCUGCAAGUGCACAUGCACUUCCUUUGUUCUACAGGAAAUUGAUGAAAGAUCCAUCAUCGCCUAUUUUGGAUUUUUAUCCUACUGAUUUUGAGCUCGACAUGAAUGGGAAAAGGCGUGCUUGGAAGGCUGUUUGUAGAUUACCAUUUAUUGACGAAUGUCGUCUUCUUGCUGAGAUUGCAAAAGUGGAACAUACAUUAACGGACGAAGAAAAGAGGAGAAACAGUUUGGGUAUGGAUAAACUGUAUGUUCAUGUCUCGCAUCCUUUAGCCUCAAAGAUCUUGACCUUCUAUGAACGGAAUAAAGACAAUCUAAAGUUGUCUAAAGCUAAAGUAAGGAGGAAAAUCAACCCUAAACUAAGUGGUGGAAUGAAUGGAUAUGUGUAUCUUUCCAAUAAGCCCAUUUGUCCAUCAGUGAUUUCUUCUCCUUGUUGUGACAUGGAGAUGAUCAUGGAGAACAAAGUUAUAUCCGUCUUCUAUAAAUUUCCUUCUUUUCAUCCUCACAUGUCUAAACCACCUGAUGGAGUCAUAAUGCCUGGAAAGUUCGUCAGCAGGCACAACGAUUUACCUCCACCCAUGCUGUGGCAUGAGAAGACUACUGUUCAGAGAAGAUUUUCUAGAAGGCCCAUUCCUCCCAAGUCUGUUGCGGGUCCUCGUCUGGCAAUAUUGGCCCAUCAACUCGUAUCAGGAAACUAUGUCAGCAAGCAGUGUGAAGAUAUGGGUGGCAAAGAUGGAGAUCAUGGCAAACUCGGGAAAAGGAGUUGUCAUGCUCCCGAUGACAACAAAAAGAAGAAGAAGAAGAAGAAGAAGCAUAAUAAAAGGAGAAAAUUGAACAAAUCCUAG